Gopherus evgoodei (Goodes thornscrub tortoise) is the source of this 579-nucleotide messenger RNA. Its product is annotated as olfactory receptor 52N4-like. NCBI's taxonomy places the organism in Eukaryota, Metazoa, Chordata, Testudines, Testudinidae. Gene Ontology annotation, biological process: G protein-coupled receptor signaling pathway. The record is from RefSeq and is a predicted model, not a curated record. Gene Ontology annotation, molecular function: olfactory receptor activity; G protein-coupled receptor activity. The transcript has a single exon. Gene Ontology annotation, cellular component: membrane. The coding region runs from base 1 to 579 and encodes 192 amino acids.
AUGUCAGAUUCCAACACAACCAAUUUCACCAACCCCUCCACCUUCAUCCUGCUCAGCAUUCCAGGCCUGGAGAGAGCCCGUGUCUGGAUCUCCAUCCCCUUCUGCACCAUGUAUAUCAUAGCCAUCUUGGGGAACUUCACCACCCUGUUACUCGUGCAGAGGGAGCCGAGCCUCCAUGAGCCCAUGUACUAUUUCCUCUGCAUGCUGGCUGUCACCAACCUGGUCCUGUCUACAUCCAUCCUGCCCAAAACACUCAGCAUCUUCUGGUUCUAUUCCAGGGAGAUCGAUUUCAGUGCCUGCCUCAACCAGAUGUACUUCAUUCACUGCUUCUCAGCGAUGGAAUCUGGGAUCUUUGUGGCCAUGGCUUUUGAUCGCUAUGUGGCCAUCUGCAAUCCCCUGAGACAUUCUACCACUCUCACAAACCCUGUGGUGGCCAAGAUUGGCCUGGCUGUGGUGUUGCUAGGUGGCAUGCUCAUAUUGCCCUAUCUCUUCCUUGCGAGGCAAUGGCCAUAUUGCAGAACCAACAUUAUCCCCCACAUGCACUAUGAGCACAUGGCCGUGGAGAAGUUGUCAGGCUAG